Messenger RNA from Malurus melanocephalus (red-backed fairy wren), 623 nucleotides. RefSeq names its product zinc finger C3HC-type protein 1-like. Lineage: Eukaryota; Metazoa; Chordata; Aves; Passeriformes; Maluridae. The record is from RefSeq and is a predicted model, not a curated record. Bases 292 to 612 code for a protein of 106 amino acids. The transcript is spliced from 2 exons.
GCGAGAGCGCCGCUGUUGGGAGAGCUGAGCGAUCGAUGYAGGGUGGAGUAAUCGAGCGCCGAGAGCGGGGGCGCGGGGACACUCACGGGGACACUCACGGGAAUAACCGCGGGGACACUCACGGAGACACUCGCGGGGACAUUCACGGGAGCGGCGGCGCCCCCGGAGCCUUUCUCGAGGUUUCGGGGGCCGUGCGGGAGUUCCAUGGGACCAUGAGCGACCCCGCGGAGAGAGCGGAACGUUCGUGCSGGCCCGCGUUUCCCGGGCAUUGACGGGGGGGAAGGGACCAAAAUGGCGGCGCCCAGCGCCGGGGGAGCGGCGGCGGCGGCGGCGGGGGGGAACCGGGGGCGACCGUCCCCCGUCACCCCCCGGCAGAUCCGCGACCUCAUCGACGGCGGCAUCGCCACCGARGGGCCCGGGCCCGGCGGGAAAGAUUCAUCGGAGUGGUCGGAGCCGGCCAACGGCCCCGCCCAGCUGGAAGCACUUUCCCUGGAAUCUGCCAGCAGGGARGCUUUCUUCAGCAGAGUGGAAACCUUCACCAUAUCCUUUGGGGUGCUGGAAAUUCCAUCUGGGAAUGGUGGGGGAAAAAACCCGCAGGGAUCAUUGGUGUGACAUCCCAAUAU